GUUGUAAGGCACUGCCUAGGCCCCUGUACUGUACAAACUAUUCUACUCUCAUCCUACCUGGGACUUGUGAUGAGGCACCGCUUAUUCUUCUUAAACACUUUCUACUUUGAGAAGAAGCUGCAAUGAAAGCAGCUCCUGCUUCUACUCCACAGGAGCAGAGCAACAGACUGGAGGAGCGAAAAGCAGACUGAAUUAUUUCAUUCCCCAGGAGGGAGAAUGGAUCAGAAGUCCAUGAUGCAGUAGGCAGCAUCCACUCCUUUUGCUUUCGCUGGGAGAAGUGUUGAGAUGUAGUUCUACCAUCAAGCUCUGCCUCUCCCUAACAGUCCCCAGCAUUUUACACAGACCAACUUCUUAAGAAGCAAAAAUCUGCUCCUGCCAGAGAGCCCUGGGGGGAUGGUUUUGGCAGCUGUUUUACAGGAACUUGCAAAGUCUCACAUCGGAUUGUUUAAAUGUGAUUGAAAUCCUCACAUUCACAUUUAGUUUCUUGGAGUCAGCAUCCGAUUAGCGUAAAAAGCACUGCUGGGUGAUUCUAAAGACUUCGCAAUUGAACUUCUACCUCUGUUUCCAACAGCAGCACCACUGCAAGCUUUUUUCCUUCCUGUUAUAGAGUGACUGGUUCUGGAGGAUGACUAAAUGCCAAACACUGUCCUAUUUCUUCAUGUUUCAGUUGCACUGAAACAAAGACUUGUAGAUCUAAAAGCGCUAUGCAUUUAAUAACUUGUCUGACCAUUAUCAGCUCAUUUUGCUAGGAAACCAUCAUUGUUUUAUGAUGUCACAGCCAUACAUGUUGUUAUCAUUAUGAUGUUCUAGAACUUUUCAUUGAAGUUCAUUGAAAGCUAGCGUCACUUUAAUAUACUUGCUGUCUAGCAGCAAGAAGCUGAACUGAUGCCAUGGAAAAAAGUAGUCUAAGCGAGAAGGGAGGAUUUGAAAUGGACUUCUCUGUAGCAGAAACUGCAUAUGUUUCAGCUCAGGAUGAAAUGGUUAAUUCUGCAAUCUCUGUUUCUUCUGCCACUCCACUGUGCAUUAAAACCGCAGCUGGUGACUCUCCUUUGAGGUCUAUAUUAGAAGAAAAUACUUUUCAAGCUUUGAAUGAUGGGCCAUGGGUAAAAAGACCGCGUCUUAAUGUCUGUGACGAUGGCCCCACUGAAGAUAAUGAUUUUUUAUCCCUCACCUUUCCGAACAAACUCUGGAAAAUUGUUGAGAGUGAUCAGUUUAAAUCAAUUUGGUGGGAUCAUGGUGGAAAUUGUGUUGUGAUUGAUGAAGAGCUCUUUAAAAAGGAGGUGCUAGAAAGGAGAGGACCUUUGCGAAUUUUUGAAACUGAUUGCAUGAAAAGUUUCAUUCGUCAGCUUAAUCUGUAUGGAUUUAGCAAAAUGCGGCAAGAUUUUCAAAGGUCUGCAUCACUUGCUGAAUUUCUAGCAGAAGAAAAAGCAGCUUCUGCCUUUAGCAAGUUACAGUUCUACCAUAACCCAAAUUUUAAGAGAGGCUUUCCAAAUCUGUUGGUAAGGUGUAAGAGAAGAGUUGGCAUCAGAAAUACACCAGCAGUUGCUUUUUCAUUGGAUCAAGAGUUCAAUGAGACCUGCUUUAGGAACGAGGGAACAAGUCCAGAUGUUAUGUCCACCUUGGGAAGUGCUGCCAUGGAAGAGAAUGACUUGCUUGCACCUGCUCCAAAGGAAACCCUGCAGGUACCUGGGUUAAGGAAGUCUACAUCAAAUAAAGGACUUAUCAGAGCAACUACCCAACUCAAAAGUGGAUUCACUUCUUCACCUGCAGCUUCACUGAGGCCAUCGGAACAUGCUACAGCAGAAGACGGUGAUAAGUUAAAUCAGCUGGCUCCGUUCCAUUUAUCGCAACAUAACAGCCAUAGCCAAGCCAGCAGCCAGGAUAUAGAUUCCACUGCAACCACAUCUGCUACUUCUUUAUAUCAUGUCAUACCUCCUGUCCCAAACAAUCCUUUUGGACCUUUUAGAGGGCCUCCUGGUUUCCCAACCACAUAUCCAGAUUUAUCAGUGAUGCAGGCUCACUGGGCUAGUUUGCUACCAUUUUGUAACCCAUGGUUCUCAAUGCCCAUGAUUGCAGCAGCCUCCGCUCUUCCAAUGUCAAGAUCUUCUCAUCACCGUGCUCCAUCAUACCAUCACUGCCCUAACUGCAACUGCACAUCUAAUAAUGCACCUCCUGGCAAAGGGACUGGACCCAAGCCUACUGAUUAUACAGGAUAUCACCGCUAAAGCAAUGAUUUUAACAUUUCAUAUUCCAGGGGAAUAAAGUCUGAAAAAUCUGCAGUGCAAUUAUCUGAAGAAUAAAUCUCCAUUUCUCCUAUCUUGUUUAUCUAAUGUAAUUCCAAAUUUAUUUUGUAUUCCAUCAACCAGGAACUAUUUAACCAAAAGUUAUUGGUCUGCUUUAGGGAUUUCUAAUUAUUAGCAAGCUUGGAUUUUUAAGGAAGAGAGCAUAACAGUGGGUAAUGGUCUUUCUAAAGAUACUUUUUAUGCUCAUCCCUCACCUCUUGCUAGGGGGGAGAAGGGGUAUGCUCAGCAAAGCUCAGGAGGUCUGCAUCUCUCUUCUGUUAAGGAGGUGGUGUUAUAUGAAGGGCUGUAUGAGUGUGGAUGCAUGAGGUGCGUAUGUGCUAUAUGGAGGAAAGUUUCCUUCACCCUGUUACUGAGGCAAUGAUCUGUGAUAAGAUCAUUCACUAAGGCUUCAUCCAGAGACCAAGGCUUUGACCUGAGGAUUUAAGCUAGACCUCAGCCACAUGAUACUCUUCCUUCUCGCAGUGUAAUGACUCAUUAUUUUGCAAUAGCAGAUUUGUAACACAUGCUCUGUUGGAUGACCCACAUUUUCAAGUGAUUCAUGUUAACUAUCAUAAGACUAUAAACUUCAUGCUAAGCAUGUAUUAUUACUACAGAGUCUGGUACGGUCUCUGAGAGCGCGCCUAAAUCAAAUCCAAGAGAAGAGAACUAUACAUUCAACAGACCAAAACCAGAAAAGAUUGGUCACAUUCAUUUUCACUGAGCAGCAGGUGAGUUCUUGUUAAGAGGGAGAGAACAUAAUGGGGAAAAAUUUAGGAAUGACUUAACCACAUGGUAUCACCUUCACUCAGGUCAUAUUGAAAAGAUGCUGCUGUUCAGGGAUCCUUUGGUGAGGAGAACCACAAUUUCAGUUACGUAUUACAGUAUUUGAAUUCCUUCAUGUUUGGAUUUGGAAUAUUUGAUGUUAACUAGAAGCCAUUUUGUUCCUUUUUUUGGAAAGAUUGUGACCAUGGGGCCUGUGCCCAUUGCAAUUAAUGCUGGAAGUUCAUGCCCCAAUUGGCUAGAGAGAGAUUAAAUUAUGUUUAAAGGAAUAUUUAUUAAAAACCUUCAAGAAGCAGAGUGGAAUGAUUAUUGGAGUUUAGCAGGGCUAUCUUGAUAUGGCAAUGGUGGUUCUUUUCCCUAUGAUGCAGAAAACUAGGUUUUACUUCCCUGCCCUGGUCACAUAGCCUGUAGCCCAAUGGUGCAUUAAACUGCUGUAGCAUUAAUCAAGGAUUCCUCAGCAUUUGGGGGGAUCUAAAGGGAACUGUUGAGUGCAAAUUAAUUUCAUAUGCUGAUUAUAAGCUUUUGUAAUAUGCAUCACUGGUACCCAAAC
Messenger RNA from Gavialis gangeticus (Gharial), 3612 nucleotides. RefSeq names its product heat shock transcription factor, Y-linked-like. Gene Ontology annotation, biological process: regulation of DNA-templated transcription. The transcript is spliced from 2 exons. Bases 891 to 2225 code for a protein of 444 amino acids. Lineage: Eukaryota; Metazoa; Chordata; Crocodylia; Gavialidae. The record is from RefSeq and is a predicted model, not a curated record. Gene Ontology annotation, molecular function: sequence-specific DNA binding; DNA-binding transcription factor activity.